AUGAACAUUCCGUGGAUUGAAAAGUACAGGCCAAAGACGCUGGAUGAAGUUGUGGGGAAUCCGGAAAUAGUCGAUGCUUUUAAGAUAUUUGCAGAUGACGAGAACAUGCCGCACAUAAUUUUAACGGGAACUCCCGGGAUAGGGAAAACCACAGUUGCAAAUGCGCUUAUACACCAGAUAUUUAGAGAGUCCCCAGGGAAGAUGAAGGAGUCUACGCUGGAGCUGAAUGCAUCGGACGAGAGGGGGAUUGAUGUGGUAAGAGUGAAGAUAAAGGGAUUUCUGCAGAAAAAACUUGCAAAUACGCGGUUUCUCAUACUCGACGAGUCUGACUCUAUGACCACGCAGGCGCAGCAGUCUAUGCGCACGCUUUUGGAGAGGUUUAGCACGGCCAAGUUCAUAUUCAUAUGCAACGACAUCUCCAAAAUAUCAGACACGAUACAAAGCAGAUGCGCAAUUCUGCGGCUGUCUCCUUUGACGGCUGAGGACAUUGCAGUGAUCGUGCGAAGAACCUCCGAGAAGGAGGGCCUUGAAAUAUGCGAGAAAUCCGUGCAGAGAAUAGCAGAGACAGCGGAGGGAGAUGCAAGACAGGCGCUGAAUCUGCUGCAGACAGUAGCAGCCAUUUCCAAGCGCGUGAGCAUAGACGUAGUCCAAAGAAUGAGCCAUAUUCCCCCGAUAGAAACAGUCCAGAAAAUAUUCGCCAGCAGCACCCCGCAAAAAGAGGCUGUGCACUUGCUGGACUCCCUCUUUGGGGACGGAUACUCUGCAGAAGACAUUUCCAAGAUGAUUUUCCGGCUGGGGAAGGAGAAGGGGGAGGUCUCCCUGCUUGAGAUGGCGUCUGGGCUUCUGAUGAAACUGUCGGAUACCCUUUCAAAAGUCCAUUUCUACGCUGCCCUGAUGCGGUACAAGGCCCCCAGAGCAGGAAAUGCCCUGAAAAAAUACUAA
Nematocida major is the source of this 942-nucleotide messenger RNA. Its product is annotated as replication factor C subunit 2/4. Gene Ontology annotation, biological process: DNA repair; DNA-templated DNA replication. Gene Ontology annotation, molecular function: ATP hydrolysis activity; DNA clamp loader activity; ATP binding. Gene Ontology annotation, cellular component: DNA replication factor C complex; nucleus. The record is from RefSeq and is a predicted model, not a curated record. The transcript has a single exon. NCBI's taxonomy places the organism in Eukaryota, Fungi, Microsporidia. Bases 1 to 942 code for a protein of 313 amino acids.